Rodentolepis nana is the source of this 1929-nucleotide messenger RNA. The record is from the annotation of a GenBank genome assembly. Lineage: Eukaryota; Metazoa; Platyhelminthes; Cestoda; Cyclophyllidea; Hymenolepididae.
AUGCCGAGACGGCUUAAAUAUGACCAAACUACAAAUGAAGAAACGUCCACUCGUAGUUUUGCUAAUGAUAAAACAAAAUUAUCUUCCACUACUAUAUCAAAUACGUCUUCUGUAACUUUCGACUAUCGAAGGAAUGACAGUUCUUUAAGUGAUACUUUUCCAACUCUUGUUGAAGAUUCAAACCAAAAUCGGGGACCAACUUAUAGCACUUCUGAUGUGUCAUCUUCCGGAAAAUUGAAUUUGAAUACUCUUGGAGAUGUUGAAACUGUGACACAAACAGACAAUACUACGGACUCAGAGACGAAUAGGAAUAACUUAAAGGAAGAAGGCACUAGAUCAAAACCUCGAUCAAAAUUUAAUUUGGGCAAGUGGUUUCGACGUAAGAAGGAUCCAGAAAUGAAUAUGCUUUCUCGAGCGGAGAAAGAUGCACUGAAGUAUGAAAGAGUGAAAGCAAAGUUAAUGGUAUGGGCGGAUAGAACCACGUUUCACGGUGUGGAUGUUCUUGCAGAAACGCCUGUGGGCUGGAAAAAAAUUCUUGUUUUCCUAAUGUUGGCGCUGAUGUGUGUUCUCUGCUGGAUAUGUGUUUUAAAAAUGGUUUUCAUUUUUCUUAACAGACCAAUAAACACAGUGAUCGUUAAAGAUGCCAGUGAAUUUCACUUUCCGGCCAUUACGGUGUGCCCGGAUAGUCCCUUCUCAAUGGCUCAGUUAACGGAAUCUGGUGUCCUCGAUGAAUUCACAGGAUUCGCUCAAAAUUGGACUCAAAUGGCACCAAACACAAGUACUCCUGAUCAUGAUGUAUUUCCGCAGCUCGAAGGGGACUGGCGUCAAAGAACAAAAUACUCCUUUUUCCCCAUCUAUGCAACUACUCCAGAUCUUCACGUCAAGUGGGGAGAGUACUUCGUGGCCUGUCAAUUCAAUGGAAGAGCCUGUCCAGAAUUACAUAAAAAUUCAUCAGAUGAGGGAGAGAUUCUUGUUGGUACCGGAGAUGGCUAUAGUGGAAAGAAUGAUUCAUCGAAUUCAGGAAUCUUCCUUGGCUUCGCCGAUUGGAUUUUGGAUCCUGGUAGAACCUAUGGCUACCUGAAUACUUCACUAGACAUCAGAAAUGAGUACCUUAAGACCACCUUUCAAAUGCCGAAGUCGAUAAAAUGGCCUAGAUCUCCUGUCGUGAUUACUCAUCCAGCGAAAUAUCAGUGUUUUCAAAUCCGCAUGGAUAUGAAAAGGGUUAAAAGAGCUGGUUCAAGAGCAGGGCUUCAUUUGAUUUUUAGAAGACCGUACAAUAGAACAACACUUCCAGCCUUGCUUCAUGUUGACGCUGAUGCUAGCCUCUAUCAAGGUUGGACUGAUCACACGGGCUCCAUUAACGAGGAAGAUGCCGGUUUGGCCAGCGAAAUGGAUGGAAUGCAAGUUUUGCUCCAUGAUGUUGCAAGGAAUGACAUGUCGGUCAUUUCCGGUAGAGAUUUGCCUUCCACAGGCGAUGCUCGAUCAGUGGUUCGUACUUCUGUCCGAUAUGGACAGCAAAUUGUGGUCACUCUCUCGCAAUUCAUCCACGAACGCCUGCAUUCUUAUUUUCGCCCAUGCAAGAAUUACAUCCCUCCAAUAGUCUACCUCGAUGUCGGAGCAUUCAUAAAAAGUCAACAGCGUAAAGCUAUCAGUGUGGCGUACACAAAAAGCAAUUGUAUUGCAGCUCUACGUUCAUCUGUGAUUCAGCGUUGGUGUGGCUGUGUCUCGGAGACCUCGAUGGUUCCCCUAUUCCUGGCUGACAAUCUUGAAACUCAGGGUUUCUGUCAUAAUCUAAGUAGACCCAAUGUCUCAGAGACGGUGGCCUGUCAUGACAAAGUCAUGCGAUUGUCGGAUGAAGAGGCAAGUGUCAUUCUAAAUUGCUUAUUUAUGAUUAUAUCAAUUAGCUGGCGUUUUGAUGGUUACCAUUAG